Messenger RNA from Bombina bombina (fire-bellied toad), 1553 nucleotides. RefSeq names its product gastrula zinc finger protein XlCGF26.1-like. Gene Ontology annotation, biological process: regulation of transcription by RNA polymerase II. Gene Ontology annotation, molecular function: RNA polymerase II cis-regulatory region sequence-specific DNA binding; DNA-binding transcription factor activity. The transcript is spliced from 6 exons. Bases 25 to 1551 code for a protein of 508 amino acids. The record is from RefSeq and is a predicted model, not a curated record. Lineage: Eukaryota; Metazoa; Chordata; Amphibia; Anura; Bombinatoridae.
UGUUUUACAUCUAAAGGAAGCCUUAUGUAUCACAAAAAGACCCACACAUGGGAGAAACCUUUCACAUGUAAUGAGUGUGGAAAAUGUUUUACACAUAAGACUAGUCUGAAAAUUCAUGAAAGGAGUCACACAGGAAAAAAACCCUUGAAAUGUACAGAGUGUGGAAAAGGAUUUACAAAAAAAAGUAAUAUGAAAACUCAUAAAAGGAUUCACACAGGAGAAAAUCCUUUCAAAUGUACAGAGUGUGGAAAAAGUUUUACACGAAUGGAUCAUCUGAAAUAUCAUGCAAGGAGUCACACAGGAGAAAAGCCUUUUACAUGUACAGAGUGUGGAAAAAGUUUUACAGAAAAGAGUAGUCUGAAAACGCAUGAAAGGAUUCACACAGGAGAAAAGCCUUUCACAUGUACAGAGUGUGGAAAAAGUUUUACAGAAAAGAGUAGUCUGAAAAUUCAUGAAAUGAUUCACACAGGAGAAAAGCCUUUUACAUGUACAGAGUGUGGAAAAAGUUUUACACUAAAGAGUUUACUUAAAACUCAUGAAAUGAUUCACACAGGAGAAAAGCCUUUCACAUGUACAGAGUGUGGAAAAAGUUUUACACAAAAGAGUUUACUUAAAACUCAUGAAAUGAUUCACACAGGAGAAAAGCCUUUCACAUGUACAGAGUGUGGGAAAUGUUUUACAAAAAAGAGUCUUCUGCAAAAACAUGAAAGGAUUCACACAGGAGAAAAGCCUUUCACAUGUACAGAGUGUGGAAAAGGUUUUACAGCAAAGAGUAAUUUGAAAACUCAUGAAUGGAUUCACACAGGAGAAAAGCCUUUCACAUGUACAGAGUGUGGGAAGGGCUUUAGAUGGAAGUCUCAUCUACUAGAACACCAGAAGAUUCACACAGGAGAAAAGCCUUUCACAUGUACAGAGUGUGGAAAAGGAUUUACAAAUAAGGGUAAUCUGAAAACUCAUGAAAGGAUUCACACAGGAGAAAAGCCUUUUACAUGUACAGAGUGUGGAAAAGGAUUUACAGAUAAGGGAUUUACAAAUAAGGGUAAUCUGAAAACUCAUGAAAGGAUUCACACAGGAGAAAAGCCUUUUACAUGUACAGAGUGUGGAAAAGGAUUUACAGAUAAGGGUCAUCUGAAAACUCAUGAAAGGAUUCACACAGGAGAAUGGCCUAUCACAUGUACAGAGUGUGGAAAAGGAUUUACAAAUAAGGGUCAUCUAAAAACUCAUGAAAGGAUUCACACAGGAGAAAAGCCUUUUACAUGUACAGAGUGUGGAAAAGGAUUUACAGAUAAGGGUCAUCUGAAAACUCAUGAAAGGAUUCACACAGGAGAAAAGCCUUUCACAUGUACAGAGUGUGGAAAAAGUUUUACACAUAAGAGUGGUCUGAAAACUCAUGAAAGGAUUCACACAGGAGAAAAUCCUUUCAUAUGUACAGAUUGUGGAAAAGGUUUUACACAAAUAAGAAAUCUGAAAACUCAUGAAAGGAUUCCACAGGAGAAAAGCCUUUCACAUGUACAGAGUGUGGAAAAGGAUUUACAGAUAAGGGUUAUCUGAAA